This is a messenger RNA of Drosophila montana, 623 nucleotides long. RefSeq names its product Neuropeptide-like precursor 3 (gene Nplp3). The transcript is spliced from 2 exons. NCBI's taxonomy places the organism in Eukaryota, Metazoa, Arthropoda, Insecta, Diptera, Drosophilidae. Bases 115 to 387 code for a protein of 90 amino acids. The record is from RefSeq and is a predicted model, not a curated record.
AACAGUAUACACUCGGCUGAUGCACUGCUGUUGUGUUUUGCAAUUUUCCGUAUAAAUAGGCAAGUGUUCAAUGCAAUUCUAUGUCAAAUCGUUACCAACUAUCGACACAAUAAAAUGUUCAAGCUGUGCGUAUUUGUUGCUCUGCUGAGCCUGGCGGCUGCUGCCCCCGCUCCAGCACCUGUGCCGGCGCCCGCUCCCUCUGGCCUCUGGGGACCCACCGUGGUUGGACCCAGCAUUUGGGGACCCACAGUUGUUGGACCACAUGUCCUUGCAGCAGCUCCAGUCGCUGUUGGACCACACGUUGUUCAUGUUGUGCCCGGCGCAGUGUCCCAUGUCUCUGUCAGUCAGCUGCAUCCCUCGCCUGUGCUGGUGAAGAGCAUAUGGUAAAAGCUGGCUUGAAGUUGAGACACAGACGGACACACACACACACACACACCGACACAUGCACACACGCGCUGAACACACGUAGCCAACGGCUAAUCCCACUCCUGACAUUAUUUAACCAGCUGAAAUUUCACGUGCCCUGUUUAUGAAACAACAGCAACAACAAAAAUCACAAAAAAAAUGUUUAAGAUUAUAAUAAAUAAAAUGUCCUUACAAAAAUAAUUCCUAUAGCGAGCGAA